AUGUGCUUUAUGGACCAUAUGUAUUAUAAAGAUCUAAGUAAACCGGAUUUAAGUGUCUCAGUGUUACAGAGCAGCGUGUUGGACUCGGUUCCUGCAGGAGCGUCAGUGACUCUGCAGUGCUCGGUUCUCUCUGAGAGCAGAGCAGCAGAUCUCCAAGUGCUCUGGUUCAGAGCUGCUCCACCACAAUCCCAUCCUCAAAUCAUUUACACUCAUCACAACAGCAGCCAUCAGUGUGAGAGCAGCUCUUCUACACACACCUGCGUGUACAGCUUCUCCAAGAACAUCAGCCGCAAUGAUACUGGCACUUACUACUGUGCUGUGGCCAUGUGUGGGAAGAUCAUUUUUGGGAACGGGACAAAAAUGCAAAAUGAGAUACCUGUGGAUUCUGUAGUGAUCUGCCUCGCUGUAGCUUUGGGACUGUGUGUGGUUGUGAUCUUUGCUUUGAUCUUUGUCCUAAUCGGUAAAAUGGAAAACUGUGAACAACGCAGGGUGAGACUAAAACAAGGUUCUGUGACAGACAAGACCCUCAAUCAGGACUGUGACAAUGUGGAGCUGAAUUAUGCUGCCUUACAUUUCAAUGAGAGGAGAGCCAAAAGAGGAAGAGUAAAGAAACAACAACCUCAAGAUAUUAUAUAUUCUGAUGUGCGAGGUCCUUCUGUAACUUAGAUUUUACUGUAGGUAUGGUAUUAUUAAUGAUCGUUCAGGCUGAAUUUAAACUGAAAGCUGAAUGAUGUAGAUGUCUCAAAAUCACUGAAACACUGGAGCACUGAUUCUGUCAAGGAGCCACAUGAGAAAGCAGUUUAAGACAUUUUUUAAAGGGUGUGGAAAAAAAAACAGAAAUAUUGCCUCACAUUUAUGGGACACGGCACCCUUAUCCAGAGCAACUUACAUUUAUUUCAUUUAUAGAACUGGGCAGUUGAAGGUUAAGGGCCUUGCUCAAGGGCCCAGCACCACCUUUGAACUCACCACUUUCCAAUCAGCAAUCCAACAUUUUAACCACUGAAGAUUCUUCAAGCAUCCUUGUAAAUCUGCUUAAGGCUGGAGUAACUCGUGUAUGUACUUUUAUUGAUGUGGUCGUGUGAUGCAGCCUGACGUCAAGCAGAGUUCCUGUUACCACUGAAGUCGAUUAUAACAGCAUGUCCUGAGGUGUUUUAUUUUUCAUAUAUCACAGCAAUUUGCUAAUGAUUACUUAUAUAAUUUUUUAAUUGCUGCUGUUGCUUCCUGUCUUGAAUUUCCCUGUCUGGUAGUCACAUGAUUCUGUGGUAUAUAAAAUAAUAACUGGAAGAUUUUUUUUUAAUAUUUUUUUCAACCCUAGUUAUCAAAUGCACUGCUGUGGUGUGAUGACCCUAAGGACUUUAGAAUA
Molecule: messenger RNA, 1363 nt
Organism: Pangasianodon hypophthalmus (striped catfish)
Lineage: Eukaryota; Metazoa; Chordata; Actinopteri; Siluriformes; Pangasiidae
Exons: 5
Coding region: 1-666 (221 amino acids)
Biological process (GO): response to bacterium
Source: RefSeq, a predicted model, not a curated record